Molecule: messenger RNA, 2042 nt
Organism: Procambarus clarkii (red swamp crayfish)
Lineage: Eukaryota; Metazoa; Arthropoda; Malacostraca; Decapoda; Cambaridae
Source: RefSeq, a predicted model, not a curated record
AGCCUGAGCGCCAGUCAGCCAUGGGUCACAAGGCGGACACCACGGUGCUGUGUGAUCCAGAGACAGACACCAGGAGGAGUACUUGGAGGUGCACCGCCGCUGACAAGGACAUGAGCGGGGUGGUGGUGGUGACCGUGAUGGCCGCCAGUGUCCUGGGCAUGAUCGUCGCCCUCCCCAUGCUACAGUUUCACCUGGGAAAGUCUGAGAGGGAGACUGCCUCGUUAAGCGAGGCGAGCGACCACCGCUGGGUCGCCAAGGGUGUGCCGUACAUCGUCCAGCCUCCGGACACCAAGAACAAAAUCCGCCAGGAGAUACCCAAGGUGGUCGACGAGCAGUUACAGGAGCAAGUGAUAACGGAUUACCAGGUGGAGGUGGCGACGGCAGGUGGGGUGGAGGAGGCGGUGGCUGACCCGCUGGAGUACUCAGACGAGCUUGAGGGUCUGAUGGACACUGUGGGCAGUGACCCUGCUGACCCCGACGCUGUGGCCUUCCUCCUGCCCCUCAGAGGCCACACUGGCAACCUGGGCAUCAGCUAUGGACGUAGACUGAAGGCGUUACUGGAGGCGGCGUCCGAGGACACCAACGUGGAGAAGGAAUCUUUCACAAACAGUACCAGAAAGGGGUUCCUCCCGACCGGCGUCCUCGUCAGAGACUCCCAGAGUGAUCCAGAUGUUGCCAGGAAGUUAACGCAGCACUUCUAUGAGAUCCACGGCACGACGCGUUACUUCGGCUACCUCACGGACGAGGAGGCCCUGACGGUGGCCCACUGGGCCCGAGCCAAGGCUCCAGGAGCAAGAUUUGUGACCCCGACGGCCAUCUCCACCUACCUGGAGAGCGCCCGGAACGUGGCCAGAGUUCAGCCGUCGGCGCGGGUGUUGGCCGCGGCCUUGGGGGACCUGCUGGCCACCAUCCACACCAUACGGCCCCUGGUGGUGGCCAGGGCCUCCCUCCACACUGAUGCCUUCCUUGCUCUCCUCCACUCAGUUGGUCUCCGUCCCACGAAGGUGAUGCACUACUACGAGACGACUCGGGCCGAGGAGCUGGUUGAGCGAGUGAAGAUCCAGCUGAACUUGACUCCAUCUCCCAUCCUCCUCCUGGGUAACGCGGAGAGCUGGCACCUCAUAUUAGCCGCCGACAAAAUCUUCUCGGCAGUGUGGAUAUUGCCUUUCCAGACCCAACUGCACGACAGCAUGCGCACCAAUCAGUCUGAGCUUCUCGCCUUCAUGUAUCGUGCACAUGAUGACAAGCCGGGGAGAUUCCUGAAAGAAGAUCCGAACCUUGAACCUACUGAAUCUAUUGUACUGGCUUCAAAGUCAUUGUUAACUGGUGGACUUCGGACAUGGCGGGGAUCGUACGUAGUGACCGCAUCUGUUCCAGUAGCUUCAGUUGCGGCCAGUGUGAGGCUGAUGGGAGCUGCCGAGGGCUGGCUGCCUCUUCUGCAGUAUGACAUCACUCGUAAAGGCAUCAAGCGACGGUUGUAUCAGGAACUUAUGGUAACUCGGGAGCUGCUUAAGCCCCUGGUCUCUGGAGAUGGUUGCACUUUGGUGUUGCGGUAUAUAGAAGAACUGACUGGCUCCAAGAAAGUGAGUGAGGUUAAUGUACACUCCACAUUGCCUACUUUGCUCAUACCAGCUGAACGAGGCGCCCAGUUGCAUGUAGAUUGUGCACGCCAUCACACUGACCUCCGAUGCUUCGCUCCUAGUGGUGUAUGGGCGCCUGUUACCUGUAGAGGCGCUCUGCAGGGUGCACACAAGUUCCAGGCAGAAUGUGGGAAGGAGGUUGGCAUCACUAUUGCAGCCUCGAGGGGGUGCAAGGCUGCAAAAGGCCUGGUGUGUCGUGGCGGACAUUCUCUUGGCUGCCUGCUGUCAGGCCUCUGCUCCACAGUCACUCACUCUCCUCCUCUCUAUGACUGUGCUGGCCUUCAUAUGGACACGUUAUUCUAAGUAAAAUGCUUGGCAUUGCAAGUCAUUUAAGUUUUUGUGUAUUUAAGUUAUCAAAUAUCAUUAAUAUUAAAUUAAAAAUGGGCAAUAUUAGCUGAAAAU